Helobdella robusta is the source of this 399-nucleotide messenger RNA. RefSeq lists its product as hypothetical. Bases 1 to 399 code for a protein of 132 amino acids. The transcript is spliced from 3 exons. The record is from RefSeq and is a predicted model, not a curated record. NCBI's taxonomy places the organism in Eukaryota, Metazoa, Annelida, Clitellata, Rhynchobdellida, Glossiphoniidae.
AUGUUGACCGAAGUGGGGUACAGUCUGGUGUCAAACAUUGAGAUACAGAAAUGUACCGCCACACUUCACGAUAUGAAUUUAAAUAUCAGCUAUAAUAAAAAUAAAGGUUCCAAUAUUUCUCGUACCGUUGGUAUGCUCUUAGCUGUAGGACCAACUGAAAGCAAGAACCAGGAUGGGAAAUUUUUUAAUACAGUGCAAGUUUAUGAUUUUGUUAAAGAUUGCAAGAUCAGUGCACUUCAAGCAAUCGAUUUGUUCAUGUCCGCUUUUUCGCAUCCGGAUGAAAAUAGAUGUUUAAACGAAGGCUCAAUUAAAAGUAGAGCAGGCAUUCCAUCAUCGCAAGGGAUCCAAAAUGAAAAAAAAUGUACGACAGCCAAUAAUAAAAUAAUGGAAAACAAUUAA